This is a messenger RNA of Vigna unguiculata (cowpea), 2537 nucleotides long. RefSeq names its product rust resistance kinase Lr10-like. The record is from RefSeq and is a predicted model, not a curated record. Lineage: Eukaryota; Viridiplantae; Streptophyta; Magnoliopsida; Fabales; Fabaceae. Gene Ontology annotation, biological process: protein phosphorylation. Gene Ontology annotation, molecular function: polysaccharide binding; protein kinase activity; ATP binding.
AUAAGUUAUUAAAUUCACUGAAUAACAAUAAGACAAGCGGAGUUUCCUGUACACCCAGCCGGCGCAACCCGGCCAUGUUAAACUUGAUCUGACAAGAAAGACAACAUGAAACUGCAAAACAACCACAAAAUGCUCAAUUUUCAGAAACUGUCUCUUCUACUGACGUUGCUGUUUCUGGUAGUGAAGCCUGCAACGGCCAAGAACCUCUGCGCGGAUAAAUGUGGUCACGUUCGUAUUGAAUUUCCAUUUUAUCUCAGAAAUAAAAACUUGAAUCACACCACCGACUACCCUCCUGAAUUCGGUCUAUUAUGCUCCCAACAAAAUGAGCCCAUGCUGAAGCUGCCUGCUGUUCCAAUACCAUUGUUUGUCAGAAAAAUUGAUUAUAAAUCUACGCUAAUUGAAAUAUAUGACCCCCAAAAUUGCCUUGCUGAUCUACUCUUGAAACUCAACAACGCGUCCAUCUCUCCAUUCCGAUUCGUCAAAUAUUUUGGUCGUCCUCCUCCCGUCUUUGACGUUUCCUUCUUCCGUUGCGACUCAUUGUCGUGCCCUAUUUCGCUACUAGAAUCCCACAACGACGUCGUUGACCCCCGAUUAGUAUCCUGCACGAAGCUGAAAGAUGUUUCCGUGGAAUGGUGGUGGUCUUGGUAUUUUCAGCAGAAGCUUUUUAUGGAAUGGUCCAAACCUGACUGUGGAUACUGUGAAGCACAAGGCCUAAAAUGUAAAUGGAAGAAUGGUACUAACGGUGCAACUGAAUGUUAUGCUUGCCGAACAAAAAGGAUUCCCACGUCAACUGUCGUCCACAUUGCUACAGGAGUAGUAGUUGGUUUGAUACUUUUGCUGCUACUGGUCAAGGCAUUGUUUUAUGCGUAUGAAUAUUAUGAGAAGAGAGGAGAAGACCAGACUCGAAUAGAGAGAUUCUUGGAGGAUUACAGGGCAAUGAAGCCUACCAGGUUCACUUAUGCUGACAUCAAGAGAAUCACAAAUGGGUUUAGUGAGGGUUUAGGGGAAGGAUCUCAUGGAGCAGUGUUCAAAGGAAUGCUCUCCCGUGAAAUUCUUGUUGCUGUGAAGAUACUCAAAGAUACAGUGGGAGAUGGGAAGGAUUUCAUAAAUGAAGUGAGAGCCAUUGGGAAAAUUCAUCACGUUAAUAUUGUUCGCUUGCUUGGUUUCUGUGCAGAUGAGUUCCACCGUGCUCUCGUCUACGAUUUCUUUCCAAAUGGGUCGUUGCAGAGAUUCUUGGCUCCACCGGACAAGAAGGAUGUUUUCCUUGGUUGGGAGAAGUUGCAACAAAUUAGUCUUGGUAUUGGCAGAGGGAUUGAGUAUCUCCACCUUGGCUGUGAUCAUAGAAUUCUUCACUUUGACAUCAAUCCUCACAAUGUUUUGCUAGAUGACCUUUUUGUCCCAAAAAUCACUGAUUUUGGACUAGCCAAGUUGUGUCCCAAAAAUCAGAGCACGGUGUCCAUGACUGCAGCCAGGGGAACUUUGGGCUACAUUGCCCCUGAAGUUUUCUCUCGGAACUUUGGUAAUGUGUCAUACAAGUCGGACAUUUACAGCUAUGGAAUGUUGCUGUUAGAAAUGGUUGGAGGAAGAAAGAAUACAAAUGUUUCAGUUCAGGACAGUUUCCAAAUUCUGUACCCAGAGUGGAUCCACAACUUGGUGGAAGGAAAAGAUAUGGAAAUUAGCGUUGAGGAUGAGGGAGAUGCUAAAAUUGCCAAGAAACUUGCCAUUGUAGGACUUUGGUGCAUUCAAUGGAACCCAGCGGAUCGUCCUUCCAUGAAAACUGUGGUACAAAUGCUUGAAGGGGAUGGACAUGAGUUAGUAGCACCCCCUUCUCCUUUUCAUAUUUCUGGUUCUUCUACAGCAAAAACUGUUGUUCCGACAAGACGUCAAAAUUUUGAGUUGGAGGUUAUUCAUGAAAUAGAAGAAAACAAUGUCGAUCACUUUUAGGUUUCCAAAUGUUAUCUACAUAUUUUAAAGGAGUUUUAAGAUUGAUCAACUAUGAUAAUAUUAACCAUGUAAGCUUCUUAAUCAACUUUCUUAUUUCUUCUCACCUUAAGCUUCAACGAUCCAUUUUGAUUAGUUUUGAUGAAAAACAUAUAUAUUUAAAAAUCAAAAAUAUCAAAGUAUACAGGAGAAUUGAUUUCUAUGUACUCACAAGAAUUCAUGAGAACUGGACAUCGAUCAAACUCCAUUAAAAUCAAAUAUAAGUACAAAAGAAACAAAUAAAAAAGCAAAAGUAAGUGCCUGUAACUACUCAAUACAUCAAACUAAUAUAAAAAAUAAAGAAAAAGAAACCAAAAAUAGAAUAAUAGUACAAGACUUAUUUUUCUAACCACAUUUGUCUAUUAAGUUUAUUUGAGUCUACCUUAUUUUAAUAAAAUUAAGGUUCUCACACUAAAAUGGCCAAAAUACACAUUCCAAAAGAAAUGUGAGCUUGGCCUAAAGAAAUGACUUAUUUACACAUUUACAAAGCUAAAAGAAAGUAACAUUGGUCCUUGCCAUUGGCCAGUGUUGCAACUCCUUGGAUUAGUUUGCAUCUU